AUGGCUGAUGACGACGUGAAGGAGCUUUCUCUACAAGAUCUUUAUGCGAGAAUGGAAGAUUUGGCACGAUGGAGGCGUCUCUUCAGAACCUUCAACAAGCCAUUGAAUGACUUACCCUUCACCUCAACAAUGAGAAUAAUUUCGCCGACGGUGUGCAGCCUCAUCAUUAACAAUGAAAGCUGUGAGAAUAUAGUGUCAAAGGCCUUGGUAGAUCACUUGAAAUUGCCAACCGAUACCAAGCAUGUGCCUUAUACCAUCGAAUGGAUCAAGAAGGGUCCCUCCGUGAAGGUGACCGAAAUAUGUCGCGUGCCACUAUCACUAGGCAAGACUUAUAGCGAUUCUGUUGCUUGUGAUGUUGUGGAUAUGAACACGUGCCAUGUAUUGUUGGGACGGUCGUGGCAGUAUAAUGUUGACGCUAAGCAUGCUGGCAAGAAAAACGAGUAUUCUUUUGUGUGGAUGAAUAAGAAGAUCAUCCUACCACCUAUUCCACCUUCUCCAAAGCACCCCAAAGAUCAAAAGUCCAAACGUAUAUCUCUUUGUAACAAGGGAGAGUUUCUGGCCGAGUUAAAAGAGUUGAAGCAGAGGUUUGUUUUAGUUAUGAAGGAAGAAGUAAAGAUACUCAUUGAGGUCCCAGAGAAGAUGAAAUCGCUGCUUAAGGAGUUCGAAGUGUUAAUUCCUGAAGAGCUGACAGCGGAUCUUCCUCCUAUGAGGGAUAUUCAACACCACAUUGAUUUCAUUUCGGGUUCAGUGCUUCCUAAUCUCUCUCAUUAUCGCAUGAACCCGCAGGAGAAGAAGAUAUUACAGGACACCAUUGAGAACCUUAUUAAGAAAUGCCACAUCCGAGAAAGUAUGAGUCCAUACGCAGUUCCGACCCUGUUGACACUAAAGAAGGAUGGGAGUUGA
Messenger RNA from Asparagus officinalis (garden asparagus), 903 nucleotides. RefSeq lists its product as uncharacterized. NCBI's taxonomy places the organism in Eukaryota, Viridiplantae, Streptophyta, Magnoliopsida, Asparagales, Asparagaceae. Bases 1 to 903 code for a protein of 300 amino acids. The transcript has 2 exons. The record is from RefSeq and is a predicted model, not a curated record.